CCCCCCCUCAGUGCCAGGAAAAUGGAGUCGCCCGCCUGACUAUAAAAGGACAGUGCAGCACAUGCUUGUUUUAUACAGAGGGGAGCGUUUCGAAGAGGACGUGGCUCUCCCGAGUGUCCCUUUCCAUUAAGGGAUGCUUUGUCCUGCUCAGUCUGCCCUAGCAGCACCUGUGUCCUCCUGAACAGCAGCAUGAGCAUGGCAAAUGAAACAUACUUCUUCAUAAAAGACAUAAAGCCCGGACUGAAAAACUUAAAUGUCGUCUUUAUUGUGCUGGAGAUCGGGCGAGUUACCAAAACCAAAGAUGGGCACGAGGUGAGGUCGUGUAAAGUAGCUGACAAGACAGGCAGCAUCACCAUCUCCGUGUGGGAUGAACUUGGCAGUCUCAUCCAGCCAGGCGACAUUAUUCGGUUGACCAAAGGGUAUGCAUCUCUGUGGAAAGGAUGUCUUACACUUUACACUGGAAGGGGAGGCGAUCUUCAGAAAAUUGGGGAGUUCUGCAUGGUGUACUCAGAAGUGCCCAACUUCAGUGAACCCAAUUCGGAUCACCUUGGGCAUAAAGGGGCACAGGGUGAGCAGAGUAACAAUUCCCUUCCAUCAACUAAUUUGAGUACUUGUACUUUUGGGCCAACUGGUAACGGUUUGCAAACGGGACCUGAGCUGAGUGGAUUAUCAACUACUUAUAAUCAUGCCUCCCCCUAUGCAGGUACUGGGAGACCCAGCGGACGGGCAUCUGCCCCAGCGUCCGUGCCAGUGCCAUCUAAUAAUGCUCACCCACCUCCAAGCACAAUAAGUAACAGAAGGGAUCCCCGCAGAGCCUCCAAAAGAUGACUAAAGCCAAAUGCCACACAGUCCGCCUAAACGAUAUUCCCUACUUGAACACUUCUUGCACUUUUAUUUAUGGUUUAACUGUGAAAAGGUUUGUCCUUCCUUCUGGAUCUACCUUCUGUUGUAUGGCGAGGAGGACUCAUCCCUCCUGGAAAUUCAGUGAAGAUGCCGAUAUUGCAUAGCUGUGGGAGGAAAAGGUCUUAAAAGUAAGGGUCAGUAGAUGCAAAAUCAGGGGUUCCUUUUUGAAAAUGAGAUCUUGAGUUCUAAAACAAAAGCAGGUUUGGGCUGGAUACUUCUGAAUUCUCUCCCCUCCCCACCCCGCCUCAAGUUUGAACUAGCCAGCCCCGCAGCCCUAAGAUGGUUCUUGUCUCCUUUCUGCUUCUGUGAUUCCCAUUGUGGUUAGUGGGAACUUGUGAAUGAAGCCGCGGCAAAGGUGCCUUCUAAAAAAGGCAGGGCUCAUUAAUAAAAUUGCCUACCCAUCAGUGCAGAGGAAGUGUUCGCUUUUCUCUGUGUUGCUUGCAGCUGUGUUUGAAUAGGGAGGGUCAAACUUCUCUUGCCAAAGCAGGCACGCUGCAUUUCCGGGGUCCAAUUAAAAACCAAAAUCUUCUACAGUAAGCCAAACCACUUCCACUUUUUUUUAUACUGAGGAAACAGAGUUUAAAAUGUAAUCCCUGCUGUACAGGCAAUAUAACCCAUGGUGCAGAAAGUUUCAAAUUAAAACUCCUGAAAUGUAAAUUUCUGAGACUUCCUAAUCCUCUUCCUUCACAGAGAUGGAAGGUUUCCGUAGUCACAGUAGAAUAUCCUGAUCUUCACAAUGCUUGUGGUGAUUUGGAGUUCUCAGUGGGGCUCCUAGAAUGGCCAGUGUGUACAGUGAGAGGAAUCGAGUGGCAAAUCUCUUGCUAGGCAGCACACUUCUAAACUGCAGGUGGAGGUAGCAGGUUUGAAUGUGACCUUAUUGGGAUGUAGGGGUGGGGGUGAUUCUCUGCACAUUUAAAAAAAACACCAAAAAAACCCAAAACAAACCAGUGAGGUCAUCCACACAAUCAAAAACUGGGCUCUACCCAGGUUUGGGAGCUGCUCCCAGUUUUUGGUUGUGUGGAAGCAAGGUAGGAGGAAAACCUGGGAAGCUUUUUCCUUCUACCUUGCUACCACACAAUCAUUUCUGCCCAGGUUUUCCUCCUAUCUUGCUUCUACACAACCAGAAAUUGGGAGCACACACAGCUCCCAAACUUGGGUAGAACUCAGUUUUUGAUUGUGUGAAUGACCUCAUGUCAGGCAGAAAGCUCAGCUGGACUAUUCUCCCUGACAUGCUAGCUCUCUCAUUGCAGGAAGCCCCACUCUUCACAUGGGAGCUUUAGCCUCACACCCACAGCUUGAUGGGGUACAAUCCAGAGAAUGCUUUAUCACUUUAUUCUGCAGAUCAUAUAAACUGGUCCACAGUGUGUUAAAAUGAAGAGCUGCAAACAAAACUUGUAGUGCUAAUGCCUCCUUUUGCUGAGACUCCUACUGGUUUUGCUUCUAGGGCUAUCAUCUUGAUUUCUAGUAAGGCAGCCUUGCAGUGGCUAAUGCAAUUUCCUCCCCCAAGUUAUUACGUUUUUUGUUUUAAGAGGGAGAAGAUAGAAAAUGCUUGAACUCUGGAGGUCCUAUUCCUCAUGUAAAAUGUGUGCUGUUUCUUCUGUAUUGUAUAAAUCAGUGUGUAUUUGCACCAAACAACCCAAUGAUUUAAUUCUAUCUAGUCUACAUUUGAGGACCUUAUUUGAAAUAGGUUCAAAAUACUGUAAGAUGGCUGACUGGAUUUCCCCCUCCUCUUUUGUUAUAUAUUCUUCAUGAAGCGGACCUCAUAAAUAAAAGUUGCACUAACCAUAUAUAAAAGAAUUCUAACCUUCCCCACCCCCUUUCAAGAUCCUCAGCCAAAGAUAUCUGCUGUGAAGUGCAUAUGUUUAGCUUUAACUACAUGCUUACUUGAAGAAAAAUCCGAUCAACUUAUUUCUGAUCAAAUAGGCUGCUUAGGAAUGGGGUGUUCUUGGUUACUUGGCCCCAUUCUUAACCUGCAAGCUUUAGAAGACUUCUCUUUGGUCCCAGUGUUGUUUUUAAGCUUCACUUUUCCAGAAUAGUCCAUCUUCUUUGUGAAGACUUUGUGCAGUUGUAGAAACUUAUACUGAAUGGAAAGGGAAAGAGAUGCUUACUUAUACAUGCCAAUAUGCGAUUAGGAAGGCAAUCCUACUCCCAGUAUGAAACGUAAAAGCUGAUGUUGGCUGUUCAUUUUUUGAGUUGUUGGGGAGCACCAGGCAGGCAGGAAGAGAUCACAAGAUGUUUGUCAGGAAGGCUGUUAGGUGACCUACAUUUUAGGUGAUCUGUAAAUAAUUUUAAAAGCAACAAAGUAUGGACCUUCAUCCUCCUCCUGUGUUGAUGCCUUGGUAAGUGGUACUCCAUGGGAAAGUUGCAAUUCUGAAGCAGUCCUUCAGUGGUAGAGCAGUAGGAGCCAUGCCUGCUGGUUCUUUCUUACAGCAGAACUGUUGAAGCUCUUUGUGACAUACAAGAACCAACUCAAGAAACAUUGCUUGUAAAAAGUCAUUGGACUGAAGACUCUGAUAAUACUAUUAGCCUUGCAUAUCAUUCAAUAGUUUCUCUGAGCAUUAAGUAGCAUAACUAAAGUUGGAAAUCAUGUAAGGGGUUCUGUUUCGGUUUUACGAUGCAUGUAUAGGAUCUUUGCAAUAUGUUCGGAUCUGUGUACUAACAAGACAUUUUGUACCCUCCUCUAAUGAGAAAAGAACUUGACCCCAUCAUUUCUGAAUUGUCCUUGGGUAGUUCAUGGUUCUAGUAGCUGAAUCCUAUAUGGUCUAAAACAGUCAUGUGGUAGUUGAGCCUGUCACCUGCCUAAUUGUUGUAAGAACGCUGCAAUGAGCAAAUGUUGCCUAUGGAUGCUAGAAGACCUUGGCUAUUCAUUAGGGAAUUACAACGUACCCGUAUAAAGGUGCUUCCUGCUGCUGUUCCUAGCAGUGAUGGUACUGGAGAGACAGGAAGCACCUAAUGAGGUACUUCCUGUUGCAGGGAUUUAGAGCUGUCACUUCUUUGAUACAGUGGUGGUUAGUUUAUGGACAAAGGUACAUACAGCAGCUCCACUCACUAAAUGUGUUCUGUUGGUGACUGGCAUUCUGAUCCAGAACUCUCACCCAUGGAACCUUCCAUGUAGAAGUUCCUUCAGUGCAAAAUCCUAGUUCAUGGGAAAGGUGACAAAGUGGUCCAUAGCAAAGUUGUUUGGCUGUGGUCGCAGAUGUUGCCAUACCUGGGUGUUUAAAGAGAUGCUUUAAAAUAAAGGCAGUGCUGCUUUGGGGGAAUACUGUUUCUCAGCUACAUGAACCCAAGAACAUCUUCAUAAUAUCCAUGGUCAGUAACUUUUAAAUUUUUUAAAAAGUUUAAUUCAUGUUUCUUAUUGUCAUUUGAUUAACCACUUUUUUAUUUCCUUAAGGGGAAAAUCUCUCUGUAUCAAGCCAAGAAAACUUGGAAUAAGAGCACAGGAGGAAAUUCUACUCAUUUUUCUAUUCAACUUAUGGAUGUCUCUGGCUAUAUAGAUAAGAGUUCUGUGUUGGGUACCAAUACCUUCUAUGUAGGUCCUAAGAAUCCAGAGAACUUUGGCAAAUGGCCUCUGCACCCAAUGGGAAAGAAAGAUAGUACAUGCAGAGAAACGUCCCCUGAUGGCUUCUGUUUUGGAGCCUCAAAAACUUAAUUGAAUGUGGGAGUUUUCCCUCUUACCCUUGUUUUGGGAGAAUGCAUAGCAAGCCAAGAAUCAGCGAUAUGCUUUCAUGUUCCCUUAAAAUGCACUGCCCCCCAAAAGUAAGGAUGUAUCUCAGAAUAAGAUUACUAAAGAUCAGCAGGUCUACAGUGAAA
Hemicordylus capensis (graceful crag lizard) is the source of this 4713-nucleotide messenger RNA. RefSeq names its product nucleic acid binding protein 1 (gene NABP1). Gene Ontology annotation, biological process: mitotic cell cycle checkpoint signaling; double-strand break repair via homologous recombination; response to ionizing radiation. The transcript is spliced from 7 exons. The record is from RefSeq and is a predicted model, not a curated record. The coding region runs from base 190 to 828 and encodes 212 amino acids. Gene Ontology annotation, molecular function: DNA binding. Lineage: Eukaryota; Metazoa; Chordata; Lepidosauria; Squamata; Cordylidae. Gene Ontology annotation, cellular component: SOSS complex.